GAAAUAACUGCCGCCGGCAGCGCCCCGACUCCCUCUCCGGUUUCCUGGCCUCCAGCAGCGCCAUGACUCCAUCCCCGACUCGCUGGUCGGCGCAACGGCUGCGUCCGGAAAGCUCCGUCCCGCCACCACGCCGCCACCAGUGCAGCACAGAUUUUGGUGAGAUCUCCUCUCCACCGCCGUCACUCCCACUGCUGCACGGAUCCAUGGCGGAGUCCGCAAGUCUCCUCCAUGGCCUCCAGGAUGAGAUCUUCAUGUUUGAGAUCCUCGUUCGCCUGCCCCCCAAAUCCCUCCUUCGCUGCCGUGCCGUCUGCCACGCCUGGCGCGGCGCCACCUCCGACCGCGACUUCCUUGUCGCCCACCACGCCCGCCAGCCCUCACUCCCUCUCCUUUACACUGAAAUUGAUGAGCCGCCGUCCAUAGGCAUCAUCACCCCCUUCCCCUGCGACCACCGGGCAGACGACAAGCUCCAGUCCGUUGCCCAACUCAGUGGUGCCCAUGACUUCUUUCCCGUGGCCUGCUGUGACGGCCUCCUUGUCUUCACCACCUGCGGGGGUGAACGCCUCUCCAUCUGCAACCCGGCCACUCGUCAGUAUGCUCGUCUCAACCAGCUUGAUGACUUCACGGUUUUGGGGAUGUACCCACACAGCCCUACCAGCGAGUACCAACUACUGCUCUGCGUCUGCCCGGAAACUGAUGCUCAAAGUGGCUUCUACGUCUUCACAUUAGGCUCUGACCAGCAGCCAAGGCACAUCGGGGCGCAUGCCAAGGGACUGUUGCAACACCAACCUGUCCUUUUCCGUGGUAGCCUGCAUUGGCACACAGAGCGACUGAUAAUGGUAUUUGACACCACCGCUGAGUUGUUCCGGCAGAUGCGCUCUCUGAUUGAUCCCGGCCAUGCCGAGGCUGACCUGUUUGAGAUGGGUGACUUGCUUGGCAUGUACAGUCUUAAUGAAGAAAAUACCAUUGUUCAUGUCUGGGUGAUGCAGGACUACGAAGGCCAAGUCUGGGCCUCCAAAGCCUGGCGGGUUCAAUUGCCGAUUGCAGAGCUAAGGGUGCUAUUAAAAAACUUUCGCGGUUUUUGGUGUGUGGAUGUUGCAUAUUGGGAUGGUGAUGUCCUCGUGCUGGUCGAUAUUGACAAGGACUCGCUACUUCAGUUUGACAUUGAUGGCAAGUUGGUUGCUAGUCUCCAUCGCAGAUUUCUCUGCUAGUGGACUUCGGCUCAAACAAUCUCUAGUUUCACAUACCUGCUUUCCGGCACCAGAGGAUUAUGUUCACCUUUCAUCUGACCAGAUUGUUAUGUUGUGAAUAUUAUUUAGCUUUUUCUCUGAGCUGAAGAAUUGCCUUGGUUUUUCUGUAUCAAGGUCUUAUUUCUUGAAGAUCAUCUCGUGGUUUUCAUAAUACUAAAUAUUUA
Triticum dicoccoides is the source of this 1411-nucleotide messenger RNA. Its product is annotated as F-box protein At5g49610-like. The transcript has 2 exons. The coding region runs from base 63 to 1208 and encodes 381 amino acids. Gene Ontology annotation, molecular function: protein binding. The record is from RefSeq and is a predicted model, not a curated record. Lineage: Eukaryota; Viridiplantae; Streptophyta; Magnoliopsida; Poales; Poaceae.